This is a messenger RNA of Diachasma alloeum, 1017 nucleotides long. RefSeq lists its product as uncharacterized. The record is from RefSeq and is a predicted model, not a curated record. Lineage: Eukaryota; Metazoa; Arthropoda; Insecta; Hymenoptera; Braconidae. The transcript has a single exon. Bases 4 to 414 code for a protein of 136 amino acids.
AAAAUGUCGUCAACAAAUCCAAUAUCGAAUCAAGCGCAGCUCCGUUACCUAGUCGAGUGGUUCCAGGAGUGGUCGGAGAUGCAGCGCGGCGACUUCCUGGGUGUCCUAAUCACCUGCUGCGGUCCCCGUGACCUCGUAAACGGCCUAGUCCCGAGCAUCGAAACCCUCAACUGCAACGAAGAGGGCGCCAGGCCGGCGAGCCUCUUCCAGUGCCGAGUGAAAUUAUUCCGCGAGUGGUGCCAGAACUGGUCGCAGCAGGACAAAGAGUCCCUCCUGACGUCCAUCAAGAACAUCGACCCCAAGUUCGCGGAGAAGUACGAACGACGACUGAUUGACGGUCACGAUUACGAGGACGAGGCGGAGAACGGCUUCCCAGACUGUCCCUCGCCGGCUAAAGUCACGGAGGAGUCAUAACUGCGACUCCAGUCCCGCCGGAUCAGCUAUGGCUGUGCCAUAGGCCCCACGUACGCGCCGCUAGUUUUUUUUUCGUAGGAGAAAUUUAGCAAUCUUUGAUCUGAGAAAAUGAUUUUCUCUAUUUUUGUAUCCAAGAGCUGCUAGUCCGCUUCACUCUCGAAUUUAAUCGAACAUUCCAUCAAUCACAUUCCAUGUGUAAAUAAUGUAUUAUCAGGAGGAAUCACGACCGAAAUUGCUCAAUGCACUGAUUACUGUUCAUCUUGAUUAACAAUUUCUACAAUGAUUUUUCGUUCAACCCUAGGAUAAUCUAGACUAAAAGACCAUUUCGAGCGCGUCUUUAUUGAGAUUUUUUUUGCAAAACAAUACAUUAUUAAACCUAAUUUUCAUAAAUAUAUAAUAUAUUUUAUACGAACAUAUCACGUGUGUGUUUUACAUAUCACAGACUAUGUUUCCGCCCUUUUAGUGCGAACAAAGGAAAUCUCAAAAAGCAUCAUUUCGAUGUUCAUCAGUGAAAAAAUCGGCAGUUUUCGUAAUUCUUGUUAAUUAUUAAUGAAAUGCGUUGUAACUUCUGAUCUUUGAUUAAAACAAAUGCAUAACGACUGA